GAUUCCACUAAAGGCGAGCUGCUCGGUUCUAACACAGGCAAAGUAAGGAUUUGAACAACUUUGUCAUUCACCGGCUAACAUAUUUUUUCAUCCACCAUUGUCAUCCUACGAACUGUGGUUCAUUUUCAGCAUAGUUCUUGGAGCGAUAGUGAUGAUCCUCACCACACUACUUCUGCUUAUGUUCAGUCUGUACGAAAAACUCUCGCUUCGCACGGCCCCUGACCGUGUAUAUGCGAAAGACACACUCCCGGUGCAUAAUGACUUCAAUGCCUCGCCACGAUAUACUCCUCUCCGGUCGAUGUUAUCGACCAUUGUACUUCCGAUAUGCAGCCUGUAUUCAUUCUUUGGGUCUCUGUCCAAUUUUUUCUUUCAUCGCAAGGAUCGUAAUUCUUUGCCAGAGGAACGUUCCGCUGGAAGGUCGCGUGAACUUCCCCGUUCGGCUACGCGAGCCCCAUUCAUUUUAUGUUCGCCGUCAAAAUAGGAAAGGGACUUUUCCGUGGACCUGAGGACCCACCGCCAGUAUACCAGGGCCCGUGAAACCCACAAUAGGGAGAUGGCAUGGAAUUUAUGACUCUAUCACGCGGCCUCAGAUUUUCGUUGGCUGUAUAACCGCAAACUAGUAAUCUCGGUCCCGUAAUGAAUAAGUCAGUGUAGUGGACUCCGGCAAGUGCAGUUGACAUCGAGGGCAGACAAGUGCCUUGAGUCAGAAAUGGCUCUUCUAAGCUGGAAAUCCAGAGAACCUAGGAUAUGUCAGACAACUGUCGACGGCUGUGGACCGUCGGACUCGUGGGGCUGUGGAUAGUAGAGGGCUGUUGUUGGUGCUUGUUUGUUCCAUGACGUC
This is a messenger RNA of Pisolithus orientalis, 841 nucleotides long. RefSeq lists its product as uncharacterized. NCBI's taxonomy places the organism in Eukaryota, Fungi, Basidiomycota, Agaricomycetes, Boletales, Pisolithaceae. The transcript has 5 exons. Bases 152 to 481 code for a protein of 109 amino acids. The record is from RefSeq and is a predicted model, not a curated record.